Molecule: messenger RNA, 1396 nt
Organism: Myxocyprinus asiaticus (Chinese sucker)
Lineage: Eukaryota; Metazoa; Chordata; Actinopteri; Cypriniformes; Catostomidae
Gene: twsg1b
Product: twisted gastrulation BMP signaling modulator 1b
Exons: 5
Coding region: 180-836 (218 amino acids)
Biological process (GO): regulation of BMP signaling pathway
Source: RefSeq, a predicted model, not a curated record
GUGUGUGUGUGUGUGUGUGUGUGUGUGUGUGUGUGUGUGAGUGUGUGUGUGUGUGUGUGUGUGUGUGUGUGUGUUUGUGUGUGUGAGUUGUGAGACUGGAGUAGCAGCAGAUAUCUGAUGAACACAAACAUCUUCAUUCACAAGCGUCCUGUGUGUUUGUGGAUGCAGGUCAGGGCGGAAUGCAGUCUUCAUCAACAUCAGUAUUUCUCUUUCUUCUGUCGGGACUUUCUCUUUCUUUGGCUUGUAAUAAAGCUCUGUGUGCCAGUGACGUCAGCAAGUGUCUCAUUCAGGAGUUGUGUCAGUGCCGGCCGUCAGAUGGCAACUGCUCGUGUUGUAAGGAGUGUAUGAUGUGUCUGGGGACUCUGUGGGAAGAGUGUUGUGAUUGUGUUGGCAUGUGUAACCCCAAAAACUACAGCGACACGCCGGCGACCGCUAAGAGCACUGUGGAGGAACUGUACCGACCAAUCCCAUCUCUCUUCAGAGCGCUCACUGAGGGCGAAGCACCAAUCAACAUGAUGGUGGUGUCAUUUCCUGUGGCCGAAGAACUGUCCUAUCACGAGAACCUGGUGUCUUUCCUGGAGACCAUGGAGGACACGCAUCAGAACAUCUCGUUACCCGGAAACAGCAUCCACGCCAGCUACGACAACACUGCAGAUAAGAUGUGCACAGUUGUGUACUUUGAUGACUGUGUGUCUAUUCGUCAGUGUAAGCAGUACUGCGAGUCGAUGGGCGGAUCGAAGUAUCGCUGGUUUCACAACGCGUGCUGUGAAUGCAUCGGACCCGAGUGCGUCGAUUACGGCAGUAAAGCCGUCAAGUGCAUGAACUGUCUGUACUGACUUUUAUACGUUACUUUAAUCAUGUAAAUUACUUAAGUUUUAUUUCUGUGUUUGUUACAUUUGAUAGGUUUCAGAGGAUAAUGGAUUUUUAUAUAUUUUUUAAAUUCUUGCCUGUCACCUUUAGAUGAUUUUCAUAUAUAGCAGAUUAUAUACAGCUUACUCUUAAUAAAGACCUUCUAGUUUCAUAAUGUGAGUUUACUGACAGCUUAGAAAUGUACAUGUGAUGGUUAACGUUAAUAAAUGCAUUAGGUAUCAUGAACUAUCAGUCAACAAUCAUGGUGCAUUUUAAUUCAAACAAAUCUUAACAUAUAGCCCUUUAAAUGUGAAAAAUGUAUAUGAUUAAAAAUGAUUUUAAGUAGCUGUUGUUUAUUGUAAGUUUGUGUUAACUAAUGUACUUAACUGUUAACAAAAAUAACCUUACUGUAAAACGUUACCCAUAUUAUUGCUUCUCUUAGACAAUAAAGAUUCUUGAAUGUAUGUUGUUAUUGCAGCUCGUGUCUGAUAAAGUCACAAAGACUGAUUGUUCUGUUGCUUAUUAAAUAGAGACAGAUGAAAACGAG